GUCCCUCCGUUCGUAGUCCCUUUGAAAUUCUGUCUUUCAGGUUCUCACAUUAGCCUCUGAUUUCUCGGAUUCCAGAAUUUUGGCGGAAAAAGGUGAAGACAAGAAGAGACACUAAAACAAAGUCCUAGAUUAAUAGAUAAAUUGCAGAGAUGAGCACAAGCGAGAUUCCUCCUAACAUGACCAUCUACAUCAACAAUCUCAACGAAAAAAUCAAACUCGAAGAGCUGAAGAAAUCUCUAUUGGCGGUUUUCUCUCAAUUCGGGAAGAUACUGGAGGUUUUAGCAUUCAAGACUCUGAAACACAAAGGGCAAGCUUGGGUUGUUUUCGAGGAUGUUUCUUCCGCCACCAACGCGCUCAGGCAAAUGCAAGGUUUUCCGUUUUAUGACAAGCCAAUGAGGAUACAAUAUGCUAGGACAAAAUCUGAUAUUAUAGCGAAGGCUGAUGGUACCUUUGUUCCUCGAGAAAGACGGAAGAGGCAUGAUGAAAGAGCUGAGAGAAAGCGAAAAGAACAACAUGAUGCUAAUCAAGCUGGAUUGGGUCUAAAUUCUGCAUACACUGGUGCUUAUGGUGCUGCACCCCCUCAGCUAUCACAAUUACCAUAUUUAGGUGGGGCGAAGACCAUGGUUCCAGAGGCCCCAGCUCCACCAAAUAACAUAUUGUUCGUUCAAAAUCUCCCACAUGAGACAACUCCAAUGAUGCUGCAAAUGCUGUUCUGCCAGUACCCUGGUUUUAAAGAAGUUAGAAUGGUGGAGGCGAAGCCUGGGAUUGCUUUUGUGGAGUAUGGGGAUGAAAUGCAAUCAACAGUUGCAAUGCAAGGACUACAGGGUUUUAAGAUUACCCAGCAGAACCCAAUGCUGAUUACAUAUGCAAAGAAAUAAAUACUAGUAUUGGGAUAUUUCUUGUUGUCCUGGCUGUAUUCUGCAUCCACAGGAAUAGACUGUUUCAAUGGUCUUCUUGUCCUGACAGCAAGUGAUGCUACAACUGCCUUUUCAAUAUGUUGUUAUCAUAUACUUUGCACAGAAUCGUGGAGAAUGGAUAUAUGUCCCUUGUGUAGGCCCUAGGGUGGUCUACCGUUUACAUGCCUGGUAGUUUUUGAUUGGACCUUGUGUUGGAGGACCCAGUAAACAAACCAAGAUGGCAAGGCUGUUUUAGUCCAUGGGGAAUUGGGGAUGAGUCCUACUAAUGACUAAGGUAGGUCAACUGUUGGUCUUUUCUGUGUUUCUUUUGACUAUUACAUAACUACGUAAGGCAAUUAGAUCAUUUUAAUUACUAGAUUAUCCUGAUUGCUGGUUUGUGCA
Messenger RNA from Nelumbo nucifera (sacred lotus), 1298 nucleotides. RefSeq names its product spliceosomal protein U1A (gene U1A). The record is from RefSeq and is a predicted model, not a curated record. Gene Ontology annotation, molecular function: RNA binding. NCBI's taxonomy places the organism in Eukaryota, Viridiplantae, Streptophyta, Magnoliopsida, Proteales, Nelumbonaceae.